Lasiosphaeria miniovina is the source of this 479-nucleotide messenger RNA. RefSeq lists its product as uncharacterized. The coding region runs from base 152 to 391 and encodes 79 amino acids. The record is from RefSeq and is a predicted model, not a curated record. NCBI's taxonomy places the organism in Eukaryota, Fungi, Ascomycota, Sordariomycetes, Sordariales, Lasiosphaeriaceae. The transcript has a single exon.
ACGUGGACGAAAGUCCCGAGAGAGUUAAAAAUGCCCCCCCCCCCUAAAUUAGACUUUACCCCAAAACGUGGAGCGGCAAGCAACCUAGCAAUGCAUCCAUUGCGGGAUGAGAUAAAUUGAAAGAUAUGAGUUGCGUACGGAACUUGUAUGCAUGUGCAGCAUCUGUGUGGUGCGGGUGGGCGGCGCACCGAGGGGACUUUUGGUGUAUUCUUGGGUCCUGCUGUGUUACUUAACUUGUCUGUCGGUCUGUCUGCCCAGACGGCACGGCCGGGUCCUUCGCGGCAGCUGCGCGGAGGGAGGAUUGGGGGAUUUGGGGAUUUGGGCUGCACGGGACUCGGGAGUGGGACUUUGUGUAAGUAGUGAGAUAGGGGUAGGGGGAAAAGGUCAAUGAGAUGGAUGGCCGUCUUGUGUUCUUCUUGUGUCUAUUCUUGAUUGCGCUGUAUUUCGCCCCUUCGUUCUGACACCUUUGGCGCAAUCGG